Molecule: messenger RNA, 980 nt
Organism: Aspergillus nidulans FGSC A4
Lineage: Eukaryota; Fungi; Ascomycota; Eurotiomycetes; Eurotiales; Aspergillaceae
Exons: 1
Coding region: 253-771 (172 amino acids)
Source: RefSeq, a predicted model, not a curated record
CCACCCGCAAACCUACCCGUCAUAAUCCCUCGUCAUAGUCCUGAUUGCACACCGAGCAAUAUGAAGCCUACACUCGCGCUACUCUCCCUCUCUGCCCUCCCUCUGGCCACCGCGUGGGAACUCACCUGGCGCGACUCCUCCGGCAAGGCAGCCACAGAAGAGGGCACCGGUCCGUCGGAAUGUAUAGUCAUCGGCCACGCGAAGGGCCAACUCUUCGUAAUGGAUGGCCUCUAAAGCUUAAAGAACAUUAACAUGCUGCUCUUUAAAAAUGAUAAAUGUGAGGGUGAGCCGGCGGGAAUGGCGACGGAGUCGUUUGCGAAGGAGGCCAGUGUCGAUCUUAAAGGGUUCCAGGUCGUCGAGUAUGGUUCUUCCGAGACUGGGAGUGGGAAUGCGACGACAACGAAGACGACAACCGAUGGUGACGCUGAUGGGACUGUGACGCUUCCGACUGUUUCUUCAACGAGCACGAGUACGAGCACGGACGAUGAGGAUGGGGAUGACAACGAAGACGAGGAUGGGACGGUCACGCUCCCGACUGUUUCUGCGACAACGACUGCGACAACGACGGAUGAGAGUUCUACUGCCGAACCGACUACGACAACCGCGAUGGAGUCUGGUUCAGAUUCUGAGACCUCGUCUACUGAGCCUACAUCUACGGAGUCUGCUGGGGCCGAGGAGCCAACCCCUACGGGGGCAUCCUCCAGACUGGCUCCAAUCUCGCUGGCUGGCCUUGCCGCGGUGGUCCUGGGUGCUGUUGCGGGCGGCUUCUAGGGAGACUUAUCAUGAUGGGUUACAGUGCAGAAGUUAUGAUGAUGUAGUGAAAGAGGUCUUGGGAUAUUCAUGUAAUAAUGUAGCUGCUGCGAAUGGGUGAGACAGCGUGGAGUAUGGACAUGGCUUGGUUUUUUACCCGCCUGUACUGUAUAUGGUACCGAAUCAGAUGAAUCAAAUGAGGUGAAUUGCCGCUAUUGUUGUACAAGCUC